Molecule: messenger RNA, 786 nt
Organism: Lachancea thermotolerans CBS 6340
Lineage: Eukaryota; Fungi; Ascomycota; Saccharomycetes; Saccharomycetales; Saccharomycetaceae
Product: KLTH0D10934p
Exons: 1
Coding region: 1-786 (261 amino acids)
Source: RefSeq, a predicted model, not a curated record
AUGACUUCCAUAUCAAUUAAUUUUUCUGGGCUGGGCUAUUUAAGAUCGAACUCAAAAGGUGUAGAUGCUCGAGGGCCUCUAUCAAGAUCAACAAUCAGACGCAAUUCUCACAAUACAAUGGCAAGAACACUUCGCAACGGGCCAGCUUUCUCGGAUCCCUCAGUGACUGUGGAGCCGAUUCAAUUCAAGCUAUUCAAUUCAGGGGACGUAGCUACUGCAUUCCCUGUUUUUUCGGCUGAGGAUCUUCCCGAUUCCUUGGUUGACUACAUGCAUCAAGAGUUCAAUAAGAAUGUCGAUGCAGGCCAGACUUACCCCCACAUGCAACUCAUGAACAGAGAGGAGUUUAUCGACUACUGGCUCCACUCUUUCUGCGCUGUCGCGCUGAAGACAGAUAAGCUGGUUAUAGGCCCCGAAUGGAAUGACUGGGAAGAUCGCUUCCUGGGGACGUUUUUCGUCAAGCCCAACUACCUGCCACGCUGUUCACAUAACUGUAACGGUGGAUUUUUAGUGAACUCGUUGCAGCGUGGCCAGGGGAUUGGAUAUCGCCUGGGCCAGGUCUAUCUGAGCUGGGCUCCCUUGCUAGGGUACACAUACUCCGUAUUUAACCUUGUUUUCGUGACGAAUGUAGGCAGCUGGAAGAUCUGGGACAAACUGGCCUUCGACAGGAUCGGUUAUCUCCCAAAGGCGGCCAUUCUAAAGGGUUUCGAACAGCCAGUAGAUGCCAUCAUGUUCGGCAAAGACCUGACGAAUGUCGAACCACGUCUUUUGGCAGAUCUGCAUGUUUAG